AUGCGAUGUGAGGCCCAACGUCUAACGUCGGUUCACAAUUUUUGUGUGGAUGCACGCCAUCUAAUGGCUGACAGAGAGGCCAAUCAGAAUCACGAGUCCACAGUGACUGUCCUCCUGUUAGGGGAUCCGGGAUGCGGAAAGUCUACUUUCUUAUCGCGCUUAAAGAAUUGUCCUAGCCAAACGAGAGGAUCUGCUCCAGACUCAUCAAAUAUAGAGCUCUUACGAGACACUGACCAGCCUUUUCUUUACGACAUCCGCUUCUCAAAAGCAUCGUUCACUCUUGAACUGUAUGAUACCGCAAGUGCCGAUCAACAUUGGACCACGUUGCAGCCGGACGUGGUGCUUUUAGCCUUUGACAUAUCCAAUAGAGAAUCAUUAUCUGGACUCAAGGCCUGGCGACAUGAUAUCAUCCAAUACUUUCAACAUGGCCAUGGCGAACGUAUCCCCGUCAUGAUGCUGGGGCUGAAGAGAGACCUGAGAGUAGAAGAUGAAGGCAUUAUUUACCCUCAGGAGGCGUACCGGAUUGCUCAGGAGCUCCGCUGCGAUCGUUAUGCCGAAUGUUCCGCAGUGACAGGUGAACUCUUGACGGAAACCUUUGAAGACCUCGCCAGGCUGGCAGGGAUGACGACAACGGCAAAAGGCGGACAGACUCAGGGAGGUUGCGUCGUUAUGUGA
Messenger RNA from Aspergillus tanneri, 675 nucleotides. Its product is annotated as putative Rho-like small GTPase. Gene Ontology annotation, molecular function: GTPase activity; GTP binding. The record is from RefSeq and is a predicted model, not a curated record. Bases 1 to 675 code for a protein of 224 amino acids. Lineage: Eukaryota; Fungi; Ascomycota; Eurotiomycetes; Eurotiales; Aspergillaceae. The transcript is spliced from 4 exons.